Messenger RNA from Oryza brachyantha (malo sina), 1046 nucleotides. RefSeq names its product isopentenyl-diphosphate Delta-isomerase I-like. The record is from RefSeq and is a predicted model, not a curated record. The transcript is spliced from 6 exons. Gene Ontology annotation, cellular component: cytoplasm. Bases 114 to 992 code for a protein of 292 amino acids. Gene Ontology annotation, molecular function: isopentenyl-diphosphate delta-isomerase activity. NCBI's taxonomy places the organism in Eukaryota, Viridiplantae, Streptophyta, Magnoliopsida, Poales, Poaceae. Gene Ontology annotation, biological process: isoprenoid biosynthetic process; isopentenyl diphosphate biosynthetic process.
GCCGGCGGCCACGGCCGCGCCCAAAUCCAUCCACCCCUCGCCGCCCGCCGCCGCCCGCACCCACCCACCCAACCCAACGACCCGAGGUCCGAGUGCCUGCUUCCCUCCCCGCGAUGGCGGCGGCGGCAGCCCGCUCCCUCGCGCCGCUCUCGUCCGCCCCCGCGUCCCUCGGCCGCCUCGGCGUCGCGCGCGCCUCAGCCCGCGCGGGCUCCGCCUCCUCGUUUGGGUGGGCCCUCGCGCUUCGCGGCCGGUCCUCCUUCGCCGCAACCGCCGCCGUGAUGGGGAAGGCCGGAGCCGUCGGCGCCGACGCCGGGAUGGACGCCGUCCAGCGGCGGCUCAUGUUCGAGGACGAGUGUAUUUUAGUUGACGAACAGGAUAACGUCGUUGGACAUGAUUCUAAGUACAACUGCCAUCUGAUGGAAAAGAUAAAUUCUGGGCAUGUCCUCCACAGAGCGUUCAGUGUUUUUCUCUUCAACUCCAAAUACGAGUUGUUACUUCAGCAAAGGUCUGCAACAAAAGUGACGUUUCCACUUGUCUGGACAAACACUUGCUGUAGCCACCCUCUAUACCGUGACUCCGAGCUCAUUGAAGAGAAGUGCCUAGGGGUCAGAAACGCAGCACAGCGGAAGCUAUUUGAUGAACUGGGAAUAAAGGCUGAAGAACUACCUGUUGACCAAUUCAUUCCUCUUGGGAGGAUGCUUUACAAGGCUCCCUCCGAUGGGAAAUGGGGCGAACAUGAACUGGACUACCUCCUGUUCAUGGUUCGCGAUGUGAGGCUCAGCCCGAACCCUGAAGAAGUGGCCGACGUCAAGUACGUGAACCGUGAUGAGCUGAAGGAGUUGCUCAAGAAGGCAGACGCUGGCGAAGGCGGCGUUAAGCUGUCCCCUUGGUUUAGGCUGGUGGUCGACAACUUCCUCAUGGGCUGGUGGGAUCACGUAGAGCAGGGGACUCUGGACUCGGCCGCUGACAUGAAAACAAUUCAUAAGUUGUAGAAUGCAGUAGAUCAUUGAGCAACGUCCUUAGAAAAUAAAGAACCGUUUUUUUAA